GCAAAAACACUGGCUCUGGCAAAAACGCCAAAAGCGCUGCCAAGGUGUUGGACACAACCGCUAAAUUUACCAGAAAUCGUACUGGGGCUGCGCCUCCCGCCUAACAGCAUUCGUGCUGCCAAUCCCAGCAAUGCCCAGCACCUGGCUGCUGUUAGGGCUGCUCGUAAAAGCCGCCGGUCGCGCGAGCGAUGGUGCUCCAGUCGUUGCGCCGGUCGUCACGUCUCAGGAAGUCGUGCCCGCGACGAGCGCCUACGCCCACGCCUGGACGACCAGCGACGCGCUGCGAGAAGGUCGAGGUAAAGGCUACUGCCUCGCGGCGAAGCGGCCGACGCGCGCGCGCAUCAGCAUCAAACGACGCGGCGACGUCGUGAAGGGCGGCUGGCUCGGCGGCCCGCGCGACCACUGUUAUGUGUUGGCAUUCGCGCUGGAUGAAAAUAGAGCCUUGGCGUUUAAGCGCGACGGCUCCCCAUCCAUCGCAUCUAUCCGGAAGCUGCGCCUCGAUUCGAGUGAUGAGGAAUUGGUUUUGGACGACGUCUCCCUCAAGGCGGGCUCGACGGUGCACGUCUACGUGGCCUCCAAUAGAUUGAGCGGCUCCUGCGCCUUCGACGUGCGCGCGGAGUCCGACGCCGAGCUAGAAGAGUUACCGCAACCGUCCGGCGGCUACCGCGGCGUCGAGCACCCGAUCAAAGAGAGGACGUCAGGCGAACGCGUUUUAUGUGUGGACGGCGGCGGCGCGCGCGGCGUCGUGCCGCUCGCCGUGCUGGCGGAGUGCGAGCGGGAGACGCGGACCUCUAUUAGAGAUCAGUUCGACCUGUUUGCGGGCACGUCCACGGGUGCCAUCGUGGCCUUCGGUCUCGCGAUCGCGGAGCUGCCCGUGGCCGUCUUGCAGAGAUUGUAUGAUGAUUUAGUAAGACUGAUCUUCGGGUCGAAGAACUUGAACGCCCAGCAGCGCCAGAGACGACUACAGGCCGUGCUCGAGGCGGUGUUUGGCGCGGACAGCACACUCCACGGCCGGAAGCGCUCUCGCAGGGCCUUGGCCGUGGCGACGGACGCGUCGACCGCAAGAUUAAGGCCCUUCGUCUUCCGGUCCUUCGCACCUCCGGAGGUCACGGACGACUACCUCGUCGACGCGCGAGCCCACGAGGUGCGAAUUGUGGAUGCUUUACUAAGUUCGGCAGCAGCGCCCCCCUACUUCCCCAUGCGGCGCGUCGACGUCGACGGCGCGCCGCGACGGUUGUUGGACGGCGCGCUCGUGGCGAACAACCCGACGCAAUUCGCUUUGGCGGAGGCCGCGUCGUUGCGGCGCCGGAAGAACCGGGCCAAGGCCGUGGGCAAGGAGGACGCGCAGCUCGACUUGGUCGUCUCUCUGGGCACGGGCUCAGCGCCGGCGCGGGCGACGUCGUCGUCGGGCGCGGAGGUGCUGGGGUUGCUGUCGGCGUUCGCGAACCUCGCGGCCGCGCGUGACUUCGUGAGCGGCAUUAUUGAUUUACUGACGGACACGGACGCGACGCACGAUUUAGUGAGGAGGCAACUGCGGGACACGUGGCCGUCGUCACAACAUCUCCAGGAGCGGUACCACCGCCUGGACGCGGUUAUUGAUGCGCGGCAUCUGGGCCUGGCCGAGGGCGACGCGGAAUGUUUAAGGGAUCUCCGGGCGAUGGCGCUCGACUACAUCAAGCGGGAACGAGGGCUCGAGUGGCGCCACCUCGUCGACGCUUUACAAAGGCGGAGCGGCGGCGGCACGCAGCGCGUCUACGCCGUCGUGGACUUGGAUGAGGAGUCCAUGCAGGUCGCGAAGCCCCACCGCGCGGGGCUCAUGCGGCCCGUGCGGAAGAAGUUCGCGCGCGCGACGGGGCUGCACGGCUUCUUCUCGAAGAAGGGCCGUGCAUAGCAUAAACAACAAAUUACUAGG
Molecule: messenger RNA, 1912 nt
Organism: Pelagomonas calceolata
Lineage: Eukaryota; Pelagophyceae; Pelagomonadales; Pelagomonadaceae
Source: the annotation of a GenBank genome assembly